Ruditapes philippinarum (Manila clam) is the source of this 293-nucleotide messenger RNA. RefSeq names its product tetratricopeptide repeat protein 17-like. The annotation marks the transcript as partial. NCBI's taxonomy places the organism in Eukaryota, Metazoa, Mollusca, Bivalvia, Venerida, Veneridae. Gene Ontology annotation, biological process: actin filament polymerization. Gene Ontology annotation, cellular component: actin cytoskeleton; cytoplasm. The transcript has 2 exons. The record is from RefSeq and is a predicted model, not a curated record.
UCCAACCGGAAAUGAGCUGGAGGAAAAAGUAAACAUGGCUGCUCAAAUUGCAGUCCUAAUUAGUUUAAACUUAUUUUUUUCUAACAUAAGGCUUUCGCAAGCCUCGACGCAUUGGGUUGUUACAGAAGAUGGAAAAGUUCAGGCUCAGAUGGACUCGGUGUUUAACAUGAAAAGGCCAUAUGACCUUGUUGCCUUUAUGAAACAAGAGGAGAGAGCCAAUAUGCUAGACAAACUGAAGCAGGAACUGCUCUCUAGGAAAGUUGAGAUAGACAGUACAGAGGACAGAGAUACAG